This is a messenger RNA of Entrophospora sp. SA101, 1299 nucleotides long. Lineage: Eukaryota; Fungi; Glomeromycota; Glomeromycetes; Entrophosporales; Entrophosporaceae. The record is from the annotation of a GenBank genome assembly.
AUGACAAUUUUAAAAAAAAUUUAUGGACCUGAAAAAUUUCACGUUACUUCUAAUGCAGUGAAGAAAUUUAUGAAUGAGUAUUCGCCAGAUUUUUUUCUUGAACCAAAUAAAAAGUUUCAGGAUGUGGAAAAUUAUACAAAUGUUUUUAGUCUUUUAGAAGCAUUAAGUGAAAAGAAGGGACCUUCUGGUCAUAAGAGCUACUUUGCAAUUGGACGUUUUAUACAUACUUAUUGCAAAGAUCAGGAAUCUAAAAAUUUAGUGUUUAAUAUCUUGGAUAAAAAUCUUAAAAUAGGGUUGAAUAAUAAAAAUUUUAAUAAAAUUUUUCCAGGAGGGAAGUUUGUAGGAUUCCAAGUUGCAUUGUCUCAUAUGGGAAAUGUUUCAGAUUUGGAAAAAUUAUUUCAAAAUCAGGAGACUUGGUACGCUUCAAGAAAAAUGGAUGGGGUAAGAUGUAUAAUUAAAAUAUCACCAAAUGCAGAAUCUAUUGUACUUUAUUCAAGGACUGGAAAGAUUUUUCAUAGUUUAAAAGCAUUUGAAAAAAAAUUUGAAAGGCUUUAUAGAAAAAAUAUUGACGCUUUUUCUAGUGAUACAUGGUCAAAUGGAAUAGUAAUGGAUGGCGAAGUUUGCCUAUUGAAAAACCAGGAUGAUGGUAGUUAUAAAGAAACUUUUGCAGAAAGCAUUCAAAUUAAAAAAGGUGAUGGAUUUCAAUUAAACAAGCCAAGAUUUUUUUUAUUUGAUUGUUUGACUCUGAAAGAAUUCGAGGAUAAGAAAGGGGAUAGAUGUUUUGGUGAACGUUAUAAAUUUAUGAAAAAAUUAUUUAAAAGUUUUAAAUCUGUGAAUAUAAUAUUAAUCGAUCAAAUUGAAAUCAAGAGUAAAGAAACAUUAAAAGAGUAUAUAGAUAAGGGAUUUAAUGAAGAGUGGGAAGGAAUUAUAAUUAGAAAAGAUACAGGAUAUGAAGGUAAAAGAAGUAAUUCAUUCCUUAAAUUCAAAACAUAUCAAGAGGUUGAAUUGACAGUCAAGGACGUUAAAUUCGAUAAAAUGAUGGUAUCGAUUAAUAAUAAAAUGGAAGAAAGAGAAGUAUUAUCAAAAGUUAUAGUUGAUUAUCAAGGUAAUGAUGUGGGUGUGGGAUCAGGCUUUACUAACGAACAAAGAAUUAAAUAUAAAGAAAAUCCGGAUUUAAUCAAAGGAAAAGAAGUAACAAUAAAAUAUUUUGAAGAAUCAACCAGUAGAAAUAAAACAGGUAAGUCUUUAAGAUUUCCUAUAUUAAAGACGGUAUGGGAAGAAGGCAAAAGAAAUAUUUGA